Molecule: messenger RNA, 981 nt
Organism: Cetraspora pellucida
Lineage: Eukaryota; Fungi; Glomeromycota; Glomeromycetes; Diversisporales; Gigasporaceae
Source: the annotation of a GenBank genome assembly
AUGUUAGCUUAUCUCACAAAUAGAACAUUAAUAAUACCUCCAAUAAUAGUAAAUAAGAAAAUCUGUUUUAGUGGAUUCGACAAACUUUAUAAUAAGCUUAACUCUAGUUUUCCUAUGAUGAAUUGGGACGAUUUGUUGGAUUUUACUCCUUUAAAAGAUCAUGUUCCAAUGAUUAAUCGUGGAUUAAAUUUUAAUCUUGAUUCCUUAAAAAAAUCUUUGGGAUUAAAUGACGAUGUUUCUGGAAACAAUGGCAAAAGUGAUAUCUAUUUUAUUCGUGGGGGUAGACGAUAUGGAAUUGAAUUUUUCGACGUAAUCGAUAAUAACAAACAAUUGAAAGAAUAUCAGAAAAAAGUUUUUAUAGACGAUAUAAAAAAUAGAAAUGAAACUUUAAUUCAUUUUGGUUCUUUACAUGGAUCAAAGAGGAUAAUCCUUAAAAAGCCUGAAAAUAGAAAUUUCUUACGAAAAAUAAAGGAAGAUUUGAAAUUUAAUCAUCCUAUAUUAGUUGAUUGUGCCAAGAAGAUUACCAAUGAUUUAGGUGGUACGAGAAGUUUUAUUGGUGUUCAUUUAAGAACUGGUGAUGGAAUUUUUAAAAGUGAAAGAUAUCGUAAUAUUCGUACAAUUUUUGAUAAAAUAAGCAAUUAUUCAAAAAAUCAUAAUUUUACUAAUAAUCUUUUACGUAAAUCUUUACCAAAUAAUGUUCCAAAAAAUAUUUUGAAAUGCUUGGAGAGUCCGGCUUCAUUGGUAACUUACAUAGCAACUGAUGAAAAAACUCCUAAAAAAGUUUUUGGUUCAAAAUUAAAUCCUUGUACUUUUAUACUAUCUGAUUUUAAUACCCAUUUAGAACCUUUGAAUCAUCUUAAGUUUAAAUCUUUUUUCAGAUCUUUGGUGGAUUUGAUGGUCGUCUCUAAUGGUGGUGCAUUUAUAGGAACUAGAAGAAGCACUUUUUCAAAGGUGGCUCAAGAAUUUUAUGAAUUUCAAUAA